Molecule: messenger RNA, 429 nt
Organism: Drosophila arizonae
Lineage: Eukaryota; Metazoa; Arthropoda; Insecta; Diptera; Drosophilidae
Product: sarcocystatin-A-like
Molecular function (GO): cysteine-type endopeptidase inhibitor activity
Source: RefSeq, a predicted model, not a curated record
UGGAAUCGUGCAUCGCAUAGGCCGGCAGAAAUUUUGAAAAUAUAAGAAAUUAAAAUGCUCUCAAUGAAAAUAAUUUUUGUUCUCGGCUUCGCCGUGACAAUUGUUUCGGCUGGCAUUGGCGGCGGCAUAAAGGAGCUCUCAGGUGAUGAUCUGAAGGAAGCCGAACAAAUCCUAAACGAUUCGUUGUCCAAAUUGGCAAGCGGCGAUGGACCCAACUACAAGUUGGGCAAAAUCAUCAAGGCCACUCGUCAAGUUGUUUCGGGCACCAAAUACGUCUACGAUGUCGAAUUGAUUGAGGGCAGCCAGACGAAGGUGUGCAAUGUGAAGAUCUGGUCCCAGCCCUGGCUCGAGAACGGAAUCGAGGUCACUUUUAACUGCCCCGACGGACAAGUGGUCAAGAGGCACGGCAUCUAAGCUGAUUCUCUGUCU